Molecule: messenger RNA, 1742 nt
Organism: Pistacia vera
Lineage: Eukaryota; Viridiplantae; Streptophyta; Magnoliopsida; Sapindales; Anacardiaceae
Product: cytochrome P450 93A3-like
Exons: 2
Coding region: 110-1660 (516 amino acids)
Molecular function (GO): monooxygenase activity; heme binding; oxidoreductase activity, acting on paired donors, with incorporation or reduction of molecular oxygen
Source: RefSeq, a predicted model, not a curated record
CAAUAACACCUUUAAAAUUAGUUUCUGCCAUCUCCAUGAGCAAACUGCAAACCCUGUUUACUUAAAUAAAAGCUUAAUUUCAUCUCAAAUUAUAUCACUAAGAUCAAACAUGGCUGACUUUCAAGUCUGCAGCGUUUUCUUCAUUUGGGUAGUUUCCAUGAUUUUGAUGAGAGCAAUCUUUAGAAAAACCAAGACCAAAUCUCUUCUUCCACCAAGCCCAUUGGCCCUGCCAAUCAUUGGACACCUUCACCUCCUCGGCCCCUUACCACACCAAGCUCUUCACAAACUUUCAACUAGCUAUGGACCUUUAAUUCAUAUUCGUCUUGGCUCUGUCCGUUGUGUUGUUGCUUCUUCCCCAGAAAUAGCUAGAGAGAUUAUUAAAAACUAUGAUACUUGUUUAUGUGGGCGUCCAAAAUCGAUUGCUAUCAACUACCUUUCAUAUGGCUUGGAUGGUUUCCUUUUUGCUGAUUAUGGACCUUACUGGAGGUUUCUUAAGAAACUAUGUGUGUCUGACCUUCUUGGUGGUAGGACUCUGAACCGGUUUCUUCCAGUCAGAUCUGAAGAGGUAAGGCGGUUCAUAAACUUUAUGCUGAGGAAAGCAAACGAAAGCGAGGCAGUAAAUGUUGGAGGAGCGCUAACAAGGCUAACAAAUAACGUAAUAUCUAGAAUGACUAUGAGUCAAAAGUGUUCGAAUAAUGAAGAAGAAGACGAUGAGGUGAGGAAGUUGGUAAAAGCUGUAUUUGAGCUGAUCGGGAAGAUGAAUCUGGCAGAUUUUAUUUGGUUUUGUAAGAAAUUGGAUUUGCAGGGAUUUGAGAAAAAGGCCAAGGAAGUUCGUGACAAGUUUGACUCCAUGAUGGAGAGAAUUAUAAAAGAGCACGAAGAAGCAAGAAGGAUAAAAAGAGAAACGGGGGGAGAUGACGAAGAUGAUGCAGUGAAGGAUUUCCUUGAUAUUCUACUAGAGGUAGCAGAAGAUGAGAGCUCGGAAAUAAAGUUGAGUAGAGAAAACAUAAAGUCUUUCAUCCUGGAAAUUUUUUCAGCUGGUACCGACACAUCUGCCAGUACUAUGGAAUGGGCACUGGCAGAGCUAAUCAAUCACCCAGAUGCGAUGAAGAAGGCAAGAGAAGAGAUAGAUCUCGUUGUGGGAAGGAGCAGACUAGUGGAAGAAUCAGAUAUAGCUAAUCUUCCUUACCUCCAAGCUAUUGUGAAAGAAACGAUGAGGCUUCACCCUAAUGGCCCACUGAUCAUGAGAGAGUCGAUUGAAAAUUGUACUAUUCAGGGUUAUGAAAUUCCAGCAAAGACAAGACUCUUCAUUAACGUGUGGGCUAUAGGAAGAGACCCAAACCACUGGGAAAACCCACUUGAGUUCCGCCCGGAAAGGUUUCUCGGUGAAGAUGAAAAGAAGCAGUUGGAUGUUCGAGGACAACAUUUUCAGCUUUUGCCUUUUGGUGGUGGAAGAAGAGCGUGUCCUGGAAUGUCAUUAGCACUGUGUAUGAUUCACAAAGCAGUUGCUGCUAUGAUUCAGUGCUUUGAGUGGAAGCUUUCUGAUUCUGGAGAAGAUGGCACUGUUGAUAUGGAAGAAGGACCUGGACUAACUCUUCCAAGGGCUCAUCCCUUAAUUUGUUACCCGGUCACUAGGCUCACUCCAUUCCCAUCAUUCUGAUUCAUCAUAACAUAUGAUAUUGUGAUAAAAUAGAAUACUAUUUCCUUUUUUACAUGUGAAAUACUUGGUUCUUAUUGUGAUA